GUGGGAAAGUUAUCGCCUGGCGUGCAGGGCUCUAUCGUGAUGGAGAGAGCGAGCGGGCAGGGCAGCAGGGCAGACGGCAGCUCGCCCCCAGCGCCCGCUUUGACAUCCCCCUUCAGUGUUUCAUCCCGCGAGUUCAACGGGAGGGAAUGGCAUAUUUAAUCAGGAUACUGGAUCUCAACAUUUUUACCUUUUAACAAGACAAAAACUGACCAUGGCUGAGGGUUCAGACUUGGCUGGAGAUGUAGACUGGAAAGACCGAUGUAUGACUCUUGAGUCACAAUUGCUCAAGUUUCGUGUACAGGCCAGCAAAAUCCGAGAGCUUCUUGCAGAGAAGAUGCAGCAGUUGGAAAGGCAAGUAAUUGAUGCCAACCGUCGUGCUGAGAAAGCUUACCAGCAGGUCUGUGUUAUGGAGGAGAAGCUAAAAACAGCUAACAUCCAGACCGAUGACUCCGAGAAUAAGUUGUAUAAGAGCUGUCAAGAGUUGGAAACCCUUAUACUAGAAAAAGACGAUAUCAUACAACGUUUAGAGCUACAGCUUGAUGAACAGAAGCACCUGCGAAUCCAGGAGGCCAAAAUAAUAGAAGAGAAAGCAGCUAAAAUCAAGGAUUGGGUGACAAUGAAACUUCAGGAGCUUGAAACUGAAAAUCAGAACUUUAAAUUUACGAACCAGCAACAGGUAGAACACAUUCAGAUCCUUCAGACCAAGUUACAAGCCCUAACAGGGAGUCGAGGACAAAAGUCAUCAUCUGAUUUAAGCAAAACGUCAGGAGAAGCACAACGGCUUAGCAGCCUAACUUUUGGAUACUUCAAAGGAAACCCCAGAAGUCUUCAGCAGAAUACACUAGAAGCUGGGUCAGUGGACAUAAAAUUUACAGAAAAGGAAAUGGACAAGAAGUCUCAAAUGAAUUCCAUUCAAAAUACUGAAACAGAUCAAAGGCGUUUGUCUCAAAACAGCUGUGUACCUGAGCUACAAGAUAGAAAAAGACUAACUAGCCACCAGCUUUUACCAAAAGAAGCCACAGCUUUCAUGUCUUUGAGUGACGGCAGUUCUGAUGAAGACAAUGAGAGAAAAAAUAGUCUAAAAUCCAAAUAUUUGUCAAACCUCUCCAAUCACACAUCAGAAGGAGGCAUCAGGCUUAGUCACAUUGGGAGUGACACCUAUUUGACAGCAUCUGAUGACAGUAACUCUGCCUUUGAUGAUGAGAGUGCAGCAAUUCGCCAAGCUGAGCAAAAAUUACCCCGACAUAGUGCAAUUGCAAACACCGAAACUGUACAAGUAGUCGAUCGUUUUCCAAGCAAAAUAACGAGCUCAAAAACACUGAUUAAAAGAAUGGAUCACGAUACUUCCUCUGAUGAGUUAAACAAGAAAUUUGAAUCUCAAAGGCUAGAUUCUUCAUCAUCAUCUAGUGGAACAAAUACUCCAAACCUAAUUCUAACAUCUGCACUUGCAUCAAAACAUUUAACUCCUAUACCUGCCACCAGUAUCCAGCCCAUGCAGUCUUUCAUUGAGGCAAAUUCAUUCUCUAACUUAGCACCUCCAAAAUUAAGGACUCCCAAUGUAUUUAGUGUAAGUGUGGCCAAAGCAAAGAAACAUCUUAGCCAACCUCAAUUAAGUACUGAUCGUCUGUUUGGCAGAAACCGAAAUGCUAUAAGUAUGGUGAGGCCAAUGCGCCAUGAAGAGACAGACAUUGAUAUCAAUGAAGGUGAAAAUGGUAUUCUGGAGAAAAUGGAAACAGGCUAUGUUGAGGGAAUGUUUUUAUACGAUUCACCUGAAAGCCAAAUUACAGAGGAACCAGAAACAGGAGACACGACAAGCAAAGUUUCCAACAACAAGCCACCAACUCCUCCUCUGCACAGAUUCCCUUCCUGGGAAAGCAGAAUUUAUGCAGUAGCCAAGUCAGGUAUGAGGAUGUCAGAGGCCAUUUGUACAGAUCCAAGUAACAAAUGCACGAGCUUUAUAUCUUCAAAUUCAACACCAGGAUCCUACACCAGUUUAAUUUAUAAGAGUAUGACCUCUCCAGUUUACACUACUUUGAAAGGGAAAGCAACACAGAUCGGUACCAGCCCUUUCUCAGAUGAGUUUUCUGAAACUGAAGAAAGUGACAGUUCUAGAGGAAGUUCCAGGACUUCAAUGACAGGAUCAGACUCCCGCAAAGGCAGCAGUCCAAGCAGUCCACGGGCCAUGAAAAGAGGUGUAUCAAUGUCCUCCAUGACCUCAGAAAGUGAUUAUGCCAUCCCACCAGAUGCAUACUAUACAGACAUAGAAUGUUCUGAGCCAGAACAGAAACUUCCAAAAACAUGUUCUUCCCAAUCCAUCGACAGUGGAAAAAAUGAAUUGUUAGAAAAGUCUGGAUAUUUGUUAAAAAUGGGAGGAAAAGUAAAAACAUGGAAACGGCGAUGGUUUGUCCUUAAAGGCGGUGAAUUGCUAUACUACAAAUCACCAAGUGAUGUCAUCUGUAAACCACAGGGUCAGAUUGAGCUCAAUAUCUCAAAUCAUAUUGUCAGGUGUGAUGGAAAACAAACAAUUCAGCUGAUUACAGAAAAGAAGACCUACUAUCUGACUGCAGAUUCUCCAAAUAUUCUUGAAGAAUGGAUUCGGGUUUUGCAAAAUGUGUUACGCAUACAAGCUGCCAGCCCCCUCUUCACACAGCCAGGUGUUAAACCAUCAAUUAAAGGCUUACUAACCAAGGUAAAGCAUGGUUACUCCAAGAGAGUCUGGUGUGCACUUGUCGGAAAGAUUCUUUAUUAUUUCCGCAAUCAAGAAAAUAAGUUUCCAUUAGGUCAGAUUAACUUGGUGGAAGCAAGAGUUGAAGAAGUAGACAGAUCGUGUGAUUCAGAUGAAGACUAUGAGACUAGCAGUUGUAGCCUUCUAUCUACACAUUAUACAAUUGCCAUACAUCCCAAAGAGCAGGGGCCUACCUACCUCCUCAUUGGCUCCAAACAUGAAAAGGAUACCUGGAUGUAUCAACUAACUGUAGCGGCAGGCAGCACUAAUAUAAAUGUGGGAACUGAAUUUGAACAACUUGUUGGCAACCUGGUGAAUGCAGACAGUGGUACCUGCUCCCAGUUAUGGCUACAUCCUACCCUGUGCUAUAGUAAAGAUGGGAUAGCAUCUCCCCUUACCACAUUGCCAUCUGCAGCUCUACAAACUGAAGCACUGAAACUGUUUAAGACUUCUCAGUUAUUCAUCAAUGUUGCUAUUGAUGCUCCUGCCAUUGAUUAUCAUGUAUCAUUGGCCCAGAGUGUUUUACAAGUAUGUCUCACACAUAAAGAGCUACAAAAUGAGAUCUACUGUCAAUUAAUCAAGCAAACAAGAAAGCGACAAACCCAGAACCAGUGUGCACCCUUACAGGGGUGGCAGUUGUUGGCCCUGUGUGUUGGCCUUUUCCUUCCUCAGCAUCCUUUCCUCUGGUUGCUCAAACAUCACCUGCAGCAAAAUGCAGAUCCUAGGACUGAAGUAGGAAAGUAUGCCAUAUAUUGUCAACGGUCACUGGAGAGAACUCAGAAAAAUGGUGAUCGUGAAUCAAAGCCUUCCAGAAUGGAAAUCUUAUCAAUUCUCUUGAGAAAUCCAUAUCACCAUUCCUUACCUUUCAGCAUUCCUGUACAUUUCGUGAAUGGCACAUACCAGGUCGUUGGAUUUGAUGCAUCCACCACAGUGGAAGAAUUUCUGCACACUCUGAAUCAAGAUACUGGCAUGAGAAAACCAGUGCAGUCUGGAUUCUCUCUUUUCACAGAUGAUCCCUCAGGAAAUGAUCAAGAGCACUGUCCUCAAGGAAACAUAAAGAUUUGUGACAUAAUAUGCAAAUGGGAGCAGGCCUCCAAAGAACAGCAUCCUGGAAAAUUUGAGGGAACUAGAACUGUCCGUUUAACUUAUAAGAACAGGCUGUAUUUCUCUUCACAAGUUCGUGGAGAGACAGAUAGGGAAAAACUAUUGCUGAUGUACCAAACAAAUGUUGAAAUUGUGAAUGGGCACUUUCCUGUAAACAAAGAACUUGCAUUGGAAAUGGCAGCACUACUAGCUCAGGUGGAGUUCGGAGACUUUGAGCGACCAUUCUCCACUCCAGCGGGUCAGAUCUCAAUGCAAUCCAAAUCAAACCAAGUGCUGAAGCAAGUAACAGAGAAAUUUUAUCCGAAAAGAUACAAACAAGGCUGUACAGAGGAGCAAAUUAAACAACUAUGUCAGCGACUUUCUACUAAAUGGGUGGCUCUGCGAGGACGUUCUGCUGCUGAUUGUGUGCGCAUUUACUUUACUGUAGCAAGGAAGUGGCCUUUUUUUGGAGCAAAACUGUUUGCAACAAAGCCUAUCGCUCCACCACGAUCUGAUAUUGCACCAGUAUGGUUAGCUGUGCAUGAGAAUGGCAUCAGCAUAUUGGAAUACAGCUCUAUGCGCUUGAUAACAACGUAUAUGUACAAGAGUAUCAUGACCUUUGGAGGCUGUCGUGACGAUUUUAUGCUUGUAGUUGGAAAAACAGCAGAUAACGCAUGUACAAAAGACAAACCAACACAAAAACUCCUGUUUGCCAUGUCCAAACCAAAGAUUCUAGAGAUCACUUUGCUGGCAGCCAGUUACAUCAAUGGGUUCCAGCAUCAAAAAGGGACAGUCCACCACAUGUCACUUCCAUCUUCACUUUGUGUCCACAUGGGAGGACACAAAUUAAAGGACAUGGGGAGUCAACCAUUACUUUCAUACUCCAGGCCAACUAAAGAACCAACCUUGUUGUAAUACUGGUAGUAUUAAAACCUAAUGAUAUUUGCUUCAUAAAGUGACGUCAUAAUGUUACCCUUAUCUGUGCUGAAAAAAGGUUUGUUGGCAGCUCAUGCAGAAAUUUACUGCGCCUGAAAUUUUAAUUGAUAUAAUUGAAAUCCCAUUGUUUCCUGCAGGAUAAUGGCAGUAGUUCAAGCAAAUUAACAACAAAUUAUUUGCAUUUGUUUGUCUAAUAAUCAGAGCUCUGGUUCUCCUGGACAGAGGGCUAUAUAACAGUAAGUCCCCAUGCUUUUCGUGUUACCUCUGUGUAAUAGUUUACAACCUUAAUUUAAACAAGAGGCUGGCUCUACCUAAAUGCAUAACUUCCACUAAGAUUAAAACCAUAUUGUUUAUAAUAUUUUGUACCAGAAAUAGCAUUGUAUUUUGAUAGUCAGGUCAUGCAACCAAUUGAGGCACAACUUCCUCGUAGUCACAAAGGCGAUUUUUGGCCUUUCACUGAUUUACUUGUAUCUAAUAAUCCUUCAAGCAAUAUAUUUUAAAAUUUCUACAUUUUCAUCCCAAGCCAUGAAGUCUACCUUUAUUUAUCAAUUUAUUUAUAUUAGUGAACAAUUGUGUAAAUUCCAUUAUAAUCCCCUCCAACACCCCCACCACUACCUUAGUUACAAACUGUAAGAAACAGGAAAGUGCAGAAAGCAUUCUCUAGCAUUCCACUAAGUUAAAUGUCAUAUUCAAGCACAAAGGUACCAGAAACAAAAGAAAGGAAAAUCAGAAUGGACAAAACUCUGCCCAAAGCAUAAGAAUUGUAGAUUUUGUAAGGCACGAGAUAGUACAGGUGAGAAAGAUAAUUCAUUUAAUUUCAUCCAUCCAAAAAGGCUCUGUAAUACCGCCACCAAAGAAUCCAGUCAUUUCUUAAUGAGUCCAGAAUUUUAACCUCCACUGUUUUGCCCAGAAGUCUUUCCAUUUGUUGAUCAAUGUGUGUGAAGAAGAAUUCCCAACAUCAAUACUGUAUUGAAUUUUGCUAGUUUGAUCAGACUGUAACAGUUUAGUUUGAAGCUGUCCUACAGGGCUACCUUUUUUAUAACCAAUUAUAAAGGAAGUCCUCGAUAAGGAGACUUCCCAUUCAUUUUUCAAGGCUAAAAAGUCCAAGUUUCUCCAGUCUUUCCUUAGUUCUCUGAGGCUAAAAAUCAGUGUCAAUACCUCCUCUCUGAACAGUCCCCAGGACUUGAUUGUCUCCAUUUUAUCUUAAUAAGCAGUGGUUAAGAUUUGGGGUUUGUCCCAAGCAAUAUAAUUUAUGUAUGGCUUUUUUCAACUUGUACAACUCUGCUAUACUGUUCAUGCUCUAUUUGAUUUGUUGAUUAAUGGUCUGCCAAAUGAAAUAUAUUCUCCUCAAACAUCUAGAUUUCUUUCAUGUUACCUUUGGUUACUUGAUCACUGUUGAUGGGCUAAUUGUAUUGCCAAUGUUUUCUUUCCAUGUGAAGUACAUUAAACUUCAUCUACCAUAUUUUCCCACUUA
Messenger RNA from Carcharodon carcharias (great white shark), 6218 nucleotides. It is a transcript of the gene plekhh2, whose product is annotated as pleckstrin homology domain containing, family H (with MyTH4 domain) member 2. The transcript is spliced from 30 exons. Gene Ontology annotation, cellular component: cytoskeleton; cytoplasm. Gene Ontology annotation, molecular function: actin binding. Bases 212 to 4723 code for a protein of 1503 amino acids. NCBI's taxonomy places the organism in Eukaryota, Metazoa, Chordata, Chondrichthyes, Lamniformes, Lamnidae. The record is from RefSeq and is a predicted model, not a curated record. Gene Ontology annotation, biological process: negative regulation of actin filament depolymerization.